Molecule: messenger RNA, 441 nt
Organism: Haliotis rubra (blacklip abalone)
Lineage: Eukaryota; Metazoa; Mollusca; Gastropoda; Lepetellida; Haliotidae
Product: etoposide-induced protein 2.4 homolog
Exons: 4
Coding region: 1-441 (146 amino acids)
Biological process (GO): macroautophagy
Cellular component (GO): endoplasmic reticulum
Source: RefSeq, a predicted model, not a curated record
AUGGCCAGCUCUCUGCCGAUCUAUGGAGUGGGCCAACUAGUCAGCGUCCUACACUUCUGCCUGCUCUACUCUCUCUACACCUUCGAGUACAAGUGGUACAACAUGGGUUUAGAAGUGCACACUCGACUGUCAUUGAUAGAGGUCAACUGGCCCUACUUUGUUGGGUUUGGCCUGCCCAUGGCAUUGGCAACGUCGCUAGCUUCCUCAACUGUGAUAAGUGGCUGCAUCUUCUCCAUCUUGUUCCCGCUCUUCAUCAUCAGUGCCAAUGAUGCUCAGGAGCCUGCACAGCCUUUUGAGUUCCCGCUAAAGCUGUUCACACCAGUGAGAGUCAUCACCAAUGCUGUAUUCCACCGAUCCAUGACCAACAAAACCAGGAACCCAUCUGGUAACCAAGCAACACCCAAAAGGACACCAACCCAUGAUGCCAAACCAUCUAGGUGA